GUAGGUGUUCCACCCAAGUUCCACCUUUUAUUAAGAAUACUCGUCAAUGCCUCUCUAGCUGGAAUACAACCAUGUCCAGCAUCAAUCAAUGGCUGUCAGACCCCCGCUUGCAUGACUACCUUGCCAUCGUAAAAGGUGCACGCAAUGGCUUCGUGUACGGAGUCAAGGUCAGAUUCCCUCAUGCGCUGAUUAUGGCCAUUCUUUUUGGUCGAGGAGAUUGGAAAUCUCGCCUUCUUGUGAUAUAUAAGACAACGAAGCAGCACGCCUUCAACUUAGCAAAGUUUGUUUCGCUCUACAAGAUACUGUUGCUACUUCAAAGGAAGGCCAACGGGGGGAAGGAGCGCAACGCAGAUACAUUUGUUGCAGGCUUGUUGGGAGGAUACGUGGUCUUCGGCGAUAGAUCAGCUGUGAACGAGCAGAUAGUUCUCUACGUGGUAUCCCGAGUCAUCGCUUCCUUCAUGCCCCGCGCUGGUACUGCGUAUUCGAAAGCACCUGCAGGCGCGUCUGGAUCUGCGGUCAGACCUAUCCCGCCGGACCCACGCUAUUUCUCCGUCUUCGCGGCGCUAUCAUGGGGUGCUGUCAUGUGGCUAUUCCAGCACCGUGGGGAGGCUAUUCAACCUGGCAUGUUCAACUCGAUGACAUAUCUUUAUCGUGACUCCGAAGUGUGGAGAGACCUCAGGACAUUGUUAUGGCAUAAUACAUAGUAUAGAGAGGCUAUAGAUGUUAACGCGUUAAUGGCGAGUGCAUAUCUCCUUGCACAUGCGCAUGGCCUCUUACAAACGACCACGUCAUCUAGAUAUCCUGUUAUUAGAUUGCACCGAGCCAGUAAUCUUGCGGUACAUAAUCUACCGUCAUUGCAACCUUCCGACAUUUA
Molecule: messenger RNA, 874 nt
Organism: Suillus paluster
Lineage: Eukaryota; Fungi; Basidiomycota; Agaricomycetes; Boletales; Suillaceae
Product: Tim17/Tim22/Tim23/Pmp24 family-domain-containing protein
Exons: 3
Coding region: 72-704 (210 amino acids)
Cellular component (GO): peroxisomal membrane
Source: RefSeq, a predicted model, not a curated record